AUGCAGAAAACGCUAUUUCCCGCACCCAAGUCGAAUGACUACCAGUGGCGCAAUUUGUACCUGAAGCAGUAUGGCAUCUGCACGUACGCCCCGCCGAUGCCGCAGAAUUUGGAGGUGAUGACAGCCAACGCAUUAAGAUUGAAGUCAAGAGAAAAAAUUGAUGAUAACAACAUCAGUGCUAGCAUUCAGACCGUCUCUUUGGAUAGUGAAGAGAUGGAAAUGAUAGAGGCCUCAGGCUCACGGCACUCCGCCCCGUCACCGUCGCGGCGAAAAGGUGGCUCGGUGUCCACACAGGGUUUUCGACGAUCCUUCCUUGACGUUCAACGGCGGUCAACGGUAGGUGACUUUUUGGAGUCCCUCAGCGACCAGCAACUUUUCUCGGCCAAUGUCUUUUCGUUUUUAAGUCAACACGAAGGUGAGGCGAACUCGUCGCAGCUGCUGCGAAAUCCACUUGGCUUGGAUGCUUCCUCUUCCCUGAGAUUUCCUUCUAUUUUACGCAAUUCACAGGUGAAUGCGUCAAACAGGACUGCGUUCCCACGUGGUUCGUCCGUGGAUGAGGGAGGGAAGUUGGUUCCAGACCCAGCGGACGAUCUGCUGCGUCUUCAACGUGAGACAUGGCAAUUGCUGAUGGAUAAUCGCAUCAUGUUAUGGUUUGAGCGGGAGGCAAAAAAACGUGGGAGAAUUGCCGCAGGUGUUCAACGACGCCUACUAGAAGUCGUCACAUGGAAGCUGGAGGGCCAAAAAAAAACACCCAACAAGAAACCAGGUGAAGAUAAGACGAGCAAUGAUACGGCUAUUGGCACCACUGAGGAGGGAAAGGGAAAAGAUGGAGCGGUGAAAAUUAUUCCCAUGGACAGCGAGGUGGAAGAGGACAAACCGGAGUUGGGCGAGGAAGAGAAACUCAUGCAAACAUUGGAACAAUUUGCACCGUUUUUUGCCGUUAUUUCUGCACCUGAAGUAAUCCAGAGGAUGACAACCAGCCUUCUUGUGGCAAAGAAACGUGGACGACGCCAUGAAGUCCCGCGUAUGGUUGGCCUUCCUCUCUUCAGUCAGUAUAACACAUGGCGUGAAACGUAUGAGAAUCGCGUGGCGUGGAGUUUGUCACCUUUUAGUUUUUUUCUCAUUCAUGAUCAUAGCUACAACCACGCUCAUAUUUCGGCUCUCUACGUGCUACUGGAUCUUAUUGGCAGUUCCUUCCAUCUUCACACAGCAGAGUGCCUGAAGAAUGAAAACAAACGACAAACUGCAAUAGAUAUUCGACAGCGACGCAUCCGCAGUGCCAAAUAUAGUUUAUCGAAUGUGUCUUUAUGUCCAUUAAAUGUUGCGCAGCGUCUCACAGAAGACAUUCUUCUUGCAUAUGAGAACAGCACGGCACGUACGACAUUAUCGAUGGCCCUCUGUGUCCAAGAAUUUCUUACGGAACUUGUUCUUGACCCUGACACCGCCUCUUCUUUUUUGAGCAAUGCUGCCUUGAGACGUCAGUGUGGAACAGACAUUGUUGUUCCUGGCAAUGAUGCCGGUGUCUUUAGCGCGACGAGCAAGAAGAAUGAAAACUCUUUUGAGAGCAUGGAAGACGGAACAAAGAACGAACAACAAGAGCCGACCAAGGAUGAAGCUGGCGUCAUGCCUGCCGAAGAAUCUCAGUUUAUCGACUGGAGCUCCCUGAGGAAGCUGACGGACACAACGUUUGAUGAACUUUUUUCCCUUGUUAACUGGUUUGUUGACACGCCGACCGCCAACAGUCUCAUUUCCAGCGAGGCCCGAACUAGAAAUGACUCUCUUGUUUUAGCGAAUACUUCACCUGCACGUGGAAAGAAGGGGUUGACUUCGCAAAGCUUGGCCUUCAACACAUCAUUAUUGCAGGAGAGCAAAAAGAGUAGCCAACAACAAGCACUUUCUGACGAGAGUACCGUUCAGAGCAAAGAAUCUGGCUACAUUGUUGGAUAUGUAAGGGAGUAUGACGCCACCAUGACGAUUGUUGAGGCUAUAACUCGCCAUGAAUUACAACGACAACGCAUAGCAGAAACUCGAUCAGGUGAGCAACGACAAAGAAACUCUGUAACAUUAGCUCAUAGAAAGAAUCGAAGGAAACGUCUAGCCGCUUCCCGUACCCAAACAUAUAAUGACUCCGCCGCCGUACCAGAUCUUCAUGCAGGGGCAACGCUUCUUUCAACACCACUGACGUUUAUUACAACAUACAUCCGACUCCAUGGUGCCACAUGGUUGAUGGAGUUACUGGAGCGGUUGUUUAGCAUUCUUCGCCGAGAAAGCGUUUUGUUGUAUGUAAAUGGAUUGGAAAUGGAGGCCCCUCGACAAACCUCUUUUCAGGGAUCGAUUUCACAGCUGAGCCUAAGCGGCGACAGAAACAGCGAUGGUGUUUCUGGCUUUGGGCCUGAAGUUGGAUGCUGGCGAAAUUCGGGUCAAAAACGUGCUACCCAUAAUCAACGACUGGAGCUCUUGGAAGACCUCAUCUGUCAAGACAUUCAGUACGUUAUGGGAGAGUUUUGUAGUGCAUUGUUUGGCAAGCGAUCUGUGACACGGCUUCCGCAAGGUAUUUCUACACUAUUGACGAACUUUUGUACAACGGUACAUCUCCAUCUACUUCAACAACAUGUUAGCUUUGACAUUACCCAUGAUAAACCCGCUAUAGCUGUAAGGAAAUGUCUUACAGAGAUGCGGCAAAAACGCGUGACGGGUGGAGGUACGGUCAACAUGUGGAGUCAAAACAAACCUGACUCUAUUGAGCGACUUAUUCGAAACAUUGAAGGUAACCGAUUGGCGAAAUUUAUUCUUUUUGAUUGCUGGAUUUUGCCAACCCUCAACAAUGCUGUGGAAUUUGGGUACAUUUCCGAAGAGGCUUCAAACCAUCUCCGCUGGAAUUUGGAUGCAUUUGCACGAUACCUUAAAAUUGUUUUGAACUCUUCCUUUUCCAACGCAGAGAAUGCCGAUGUGUAUAUUCAUACCAUCUUACCACGAAGAACAUCCCUUCAAUCCCAACGUGGACGGACGACCCCUUCUGUGGAAAAAAAAGGCCGUGCUCAGAGUGAGGCACCCUUGGCACCCCGCUGUGACAUCGUUAAGCUACCACCCCUCAUCAACGGUGUCUACGAUAUAGUCUCGGGGUCUCUCAUGCAAUUGCUUCGAGACCCCUGUGAUGAUUUUGUGGACGACUCGCACGAGAGGUUUACCUUUGGAGAUGGAUCAUCUUCAGUGGAUUUCCCGUCACAGAAAGAUGCGAACACGAGUUGCAGUUUAAAAGAUACACGUAAGUGCUGGGAGGAUUUAUCACCUGCCCUUAGCUAUUUAAAUGAAUCUCUCGGCAUCACUAGUGGUGACGCGGAUGUUGAAGUGUAUGAAGAUGAAGUGGAUGUCACUCCGGUACGGAUUUUAAAUAUCUUUGCUGCCAGAGCCUGUAGCAACACCUCAACAAAGGUGGUGGUGACUGAGUAUGAGGUUGCGCCUUCAAUAGCGGCAGCGUGUAUUAGUAAAACAUUUUCACUGGUUUCUGGUGAGCACCCCAUUGUACGGAAUGCAUACCUUUCAGGCGCAUUAGUAGGUCAAUUUAGAUCAUCACCUUACUUGACGUGUCUAAUUGGGGUUCUUUUACAUCCUCAUACCGCGUCAAGGUUUUUGGAAAAUAUCCUUCAUAACAAUCGUGCAUUCUACAAUGCACUUUUACAGCCCCUGCAAGAUGAGAAUUUGUUGAAUUUGAUAUCUCCUUUAGUCACGACAAGAAACCAACUGCCGCUGGUAGACUCUAAUGAACUUCUUUCAUUAAUAGCAGCCAUCCCCAUGCAUUCAACUGACACUGGAAGUUGUGUUGAGACGAAGGCGGGGGAUAGCGAGAGAAAGAUGAGAGAUAGCUUGACGACGAGGGAAACCAAAAUGAAGAAUUUACAAUUGGCAGCGUGGGAGGCCACAACAAGUAAUCUCCUGCAAAAGCGAGCGCGGGCCACCACUGGGGAUAUUCUCCCUCCAGCUGUUAAUUUCCACCCGCAGAUUCGGCGUAUUGGACCAACGGAUUCAUACCAGUCUCUUCGCGCUACCGCCGAGAUCCUUACGCGGGAAAUGGGGCGUGCUCCAUUAUGCUUUGAUACAUGGUGGCGCGCAAUGGUUGUGGCACUCACUGUAAAGGCAAUGAAUGUCAUUGAGGAAUGCAGCGAGACAAAAUCCAUGCAAUGGGAAAAUUGGUGCAAUUCGCAAUUACAUGAAAUGCAGCGAGAGAGUCGUGGCUUAUGCACGUACUUUACGAAGAACAAGGGUAAAAAUAUUGACAUCAGCAAAGAGAAGGCGUUGUCAUACACAAAGGUCAAGAGUCGUCUUGGAAGCUCUGUCCUUUCCUCUGUGACAAAAGUCCCGUCGGCACGAACCGUGGAGGAACAGAAGAAGGUGACAAAAGGGAAGAAACGUGUCCACUCAUCUUUAAAGAAAAAGAAAAAGUAA
This is a messenger RNA of Trypanosoma cruzi, 4443 nucleotides long. RefSeq lists its product as uncharacterized. Lineage: Eukaryota; Euglenozoa; Kinetoplastea; Trypanosomatida; Trypanosomatidae. Bases 1 to 4443 code for a protein of 1480 amino acids. The record is from RefSeq and is a predicted model, not a curated record. The transcript has a single exon.